AUGGCCAGCAGGAGGCAGUGGCGGUGGUGCCUGCUGGCGGCGUGGUGCUGCGCGGCUGCCGCGCUGUCUGCGGCGCAGUCGUCGCCGCCGGCGGCGGACCCGCUGCAGAGCAAGUGCCAGGGGGACUUUGGGAAGCUGACGGACUGCAUGGACUACGCGACGGGCCACGCGGCGUCGCCCUCAUCCACCUGCUGCGGCGACGCCGGCGACACGGAGAAGGCGCGCCCGGAGUGCCUCUGCUACAUCAUCCAGCAGGUGCACACGGGGCGCAACCAAGUGCAGUCGCUCGGCCUGCGCUUCGACCGCCUCAUCGCGCUCCCCGCCGCUUGCAACCUCCCCAACGCCAACGUCUCGCUCUGCAUCAACCUGCUGAACCUGAAACCGGGCUCGCCGGACUACGCCCUCUUCGCCAACGCCUCCAAGAUCACGCCAUCAGCUAACCGGGCGAGCGACAGCACCGCCGGCAGCGGCUUCAAGCUUCAGGCUGGGAUCCGCGGCAGCGUCGCGCUCACCGUGAUCUCUGCGAUCGUCUCGUCAGUCUUCUGA
Messenger RNA from Miscanthus lutarioriparius, 546 nucleotides. The record is from the annotation of a GenBank genome assembly. Lineage: Eukaryota; Viridiplantae; Streptophyta; Magnoliopsida; Poales; Poaceae.